UUGGGAUAAGGAAACCAAUGGCGCAAUGGUUUAUCAAUGUGACAUACCUUCCACUCACAUAACCCCAUAUUAAAUAGUCUUUAUCUAGCCAAGGGUUUCGUGUAUGUUGACUAAAACACACGAGGGGAUAUAGUAGCCUACAUCUGGAUUCGUCAGUGUGACUGUAGACCAGUGUUCUCUAGUGACUGAGGACUGAUAGGUUGAGAGAGUGCCCGGGCCCGAUGUACUGUGAUCCGCGGAUUCGCAGACGGGGGGGUUGGGUGGCUGUGCGGAUUGGUUGCUCAGCUCUGCUCGCCAACACAGCCAGUCCGUCUAGCACGGUUUGUUGUAACAUAACUGGAGGGGCAUUUCGACAGCCCGCAAAACAACCAUGUAGUAAAAAUGAUAGUGUAAUUGCUAGGGACUAAGGUGGUGUACGCUACACUGACUUUUUAUGCACUAAAAUGGAAGGUUACAUUUUUCUUUGGUCUAUUGGUGACUGUUUUGGAAAGGCCGCCGCUGGUGAGAUAGGACAGGAGGUGAAGGGGAGAGAAUGAGAGCUGUUGGUCUUUCUUGGCCUAGUGCUGCUGCUACUGCUGGGAUUGUGCAGAUCCGCUUUCACAAAUCGAAAAAAACACACGCUUCAUGCCCCAAUCUGAAAGACCCGCAGUUGGUGUUAUUGUGACCGACCUCCAAAUGGAAGGAGCCAUGACAACAUGAAUUCUUCAUACAGACGGGCUGUUCGGGGCGGCUCAGCUUCAGCCACAUCUUAUAGCUCAGGCCAGCCAGAGCUGAGGCCCCCCAAUCGCCUCUCAGUUUCCACCACUUUGUAUAGAAACCAGUGCAACAGCAGCGCCAAGCGUGGCUCAACAGACCAACCUUCGACGGCCAUGCAACUGUCAACCUCUGCCCUCAAACAGGCACCUAGCUACGGGUAUAACCAGACAGAGAGGGAGAGGCCCCACUGCUACAGUCCUCUGCUGAGGCUCCAGGAUCUCUCCACUAUGGUACACAGACCUGGGUCUGAUCUGGGACCCGGGACCCAGCCCAAGGACCUCCAUGCCAGGAACCAUUUGCACUCUCACAGCCCAGUGGGAGGCUCAAGUUUUGGGGCUCCCCUGGUCCGACUGCCCCCCUCUACAGGUAACGAAGAGACAGAACCCUGCGAGGAUUCCAUGCAGGAUCAGAACGGUUUCUCUCCUGUUAGUUCUGAUAGUUUGGAACGCUGCUCUCCCAUCCCCAAUGGAUACCUGCAUUUCGAGUCCACCUUGUUUGACAGUGGGGACAGGGAGGAUGAGGAGGAUGAUUUGGUACCCUUUCAACAACACUCUUCUAAGUCCCCCAGAGACAGAACGGUCACAGACUCUAACACCACCUCUGGUUCAGGGGUAGGCCAUAACAGCACAUACAAACCCUCUGUUCUCAACCUGAUGUCUAAGAGUCUAUCUGAACUGGACCCUACUCUGAGCCCCAGUGCCCUGCCUGACAUGUCCAUGGGGGAUGGCUGGAGUAUGGACCAGGACUCUGACAGUGACAGUGACAGUGCGAUGACAGGAGACACACAUGACAAUGGUCUCAUCUCACCUGUUGGAACCAAUUCUAAUUCCAACAGCCCAAAGAAGAAGCCCCUCCCAGCAGUGCAGUACUUGGAGGGAGAUCUGGUCUGGGCCAAGUUCAACCGCCGCCCCUGGUGGCCCUGUAGAGUUACCAUAGAUCCUCUGGAGGGGAUACACACACGCAUGAAAGUCCCCAGUCGUCGCCCUUGUCGUAUGUAUUACGUGGAGACUGUGGCGGAGAUGGCAGACCAUGCCUGGGUACCUGGGAAAGUGACCUACCCCUUCACAGGAGGAGAGCAGUUCACAGACCUGCCUGUGCUGAGACGGAGAGGGAAACAGAGGGAAAAGGACUACAAAUACACAAUACCCAAGCGUCUGUUGGAGUCGUGGAAAGUCAGUGUGCUGGAAGCUGAGUUUCUCCUACCUGACCUGCUGAAGAAUACUGUUGUCUCUUCUUCCAUGGCCUUUAACGGUGAAGAGCGGGUGUCCUCCCCACUGCCUGAUGAAAAAACAUCCGAGGCCCCCUCUUGUUCCUCCUUUAACCUCACUGCACCCCCCUCACUCAGCCCUCCCCCCAACAGAAACAAACAUCCCCCUGCUGCCGACCUGGCCGUAGCGAACGACAGUAGCAGCAAAAAGAAACCCUGCCAGAAGAAGAAGAAGAAGAGGAAGGGUUUGGCGGAGAUCUUUGGUCAUAUAGCUGCAAGUCCCACAGAGUCAAUAAGCAUCCUAGACUUGGCCAACCAAAUGCCAGCUGCCGCAGCUGAUCCACUGAAAGAAGAAAAUCCCAAGGACUCUCCAUACGCAGACCUGGAUUCUGUACCAACCAUUGUGCGUCCCAAACGGUCUGAGAAACCUGCUAAAGAAGACCCAGAGAAACCGUCUGAACCCUCACAAGAGGAGGUAGAGAAAGGGGGCAAGAAGGAGCGGGUUACUCUUCCUGAAAAGACCAAAGACAGGCAUGUGGUCAUGGUGGUUCCUAGGCAUAUAGUUCCUAUAUCCUCAUCUCCAAGCAUUUUAGCAAACAAAUCUCUUUUAAAUUACAGAACUACAAAUGUUUUACAGUCAAAACAGAAGUUGGGCAGCUCUUCUGAACUGACGAAUAAAAAUGAUCAUGAUAAGCAGUCUCUGCAUCUCCCUGCCAGCAGACGUCUGAUGACCAGGGCCCUGAAAACAGAGAAGGAGAUGGAACUCAAAGAGGCUCUGCUGGCCUCAAGCCAAAACUUGAGAGACGAUAGGCUUAAUGUGCGUUCUUCUGAUGAUGAUGAUGAUGAUGUGAGCGAUAACGUUCAGAUCAGAACAGAGUCGUCUACUAGCAGGGAUUCUUCACCAGACAAAGCCAGAUCCUCUGCUAGUCACAGCUCUCCUAAAAAUCUGCCCAAGUCUGAUUGGAAGCACCUCCACAACGGAUCAUGGAAAAAUUCUGAAGAUGUGACUCCAGGGUCCAGUAAGCCUGUCAUACCCUCUAUUAAGGUCAAGGAAGAGAACAUUGUCUCAGACAUAUCUUCCUGUUCUUCCUCCACCUCCUCUCUCUCUCCCAUGGACACUUUCCAAGAUAUCAAGGAGCUGUCAUUCAAAUCCUUAGUGAAGGAGGAGAGAGACUCUGGGGACUCUAACACUAACUUUAAACCUGAGCCUAAUUACAAGUUCAGUACGUUCCUGAUGCUCCUGAAGGACAUGCAUGAUACCAGGGAGAAAGAGGGCAAGCCUUUGACCAUGCCUCCCUUGCCAGACCUCAUCAAGGAAGAACCCAUGGUAAUACCCACCGCCCAACCACCAGACAACCCCCUUAACGCUGCUGCUGGCGGGGACUGGACACCAACGGGGACCAAAAUCCAAAACGGCCAGCAUGCGAGCUCGCCAACAACCAAGAGAACACCGGCCAAACCCAAGUCUAAAAAUAAACCCAUCAUAAAAAACGAAACGUACAAACUUGAAGGGAAAACGGUGCUGGCUCAGAUGGUGGCGAACGCGGUAGAGAAGCAGCAGCGGAGGAAGCCGAGGCCUCCAGCCAAACUCCGGGCCACCAUCGCUGGUCUCUCUCCCGAGAUGGCCGACCUAGCCUGGGGGAGGGAGUUUGUCUCUGGGCACGCUGACCUGGCUGAGCCUGGCCUCGGCCCUCCUCUUCCUCCUGUCCCCUCCGCUGCUGACUCCUCAUCCUACCUCGACAAGUGCCCGGGUACCAAAGUGGCCCCUAAGAAGCGCUGGCAGACGUUUGCGCAGCAGGGGCCGGUGAAGCCAGGGAAGGAUCCAGGGGACCUGGGUGGGGUGGCCUCACCGCAGGGGCCUGUGGAGGUGAAUGGGAUCUACAGAGAUGGCCAGGGAGGGACACCAGACCGCAUCAGGUCCCAUGAUCUGAACCUGGGGAUGGAGAAGCAAGAUGACACAUCAGCACAUUCUGAAAACAAACGGCUGAGGAAACCCAGCAAAAGACUGCUGGAAUCUACAGAGGAGGAACAAUUCUUCUCCCCGAAGAAAAAACUAAAGAAACCUCUGGAAUCUUCCAAAACUCCUCUGAGCCCUCCCACAGUUCCAGGCCCAGCCCUGCUAACAUCCACCUCUACCCCCAGCCCCACCCCCACCCCUGGGCCUACCUCUGGGGAGCCAGCCAGCCCCACCCCUGGCCCUACUUCUGGGGAGCCAGCCAGCCCCACCCCUGGCCCUACCUCUGGGGAGCCAGACAGCCCCACCCCUGGCCCUACCUCUGGGGAGCCAGCGAUCACCACCCUUGGAUCUACCUCUGGAGAGCCAACCAUCACAACCCCUGACCCUAACUCUGGAAAGCUAGCCAGCACCAAGGCCCUAGCAGGGCUGAAACAGAGUCUGUCUCAAGAUGUCCUCCACCGUGUUAUAAAAUCAUUAUCCAAACAAUCCUCAGCAGUGACCACUUUCUCUACUGAAUCAACAUCAUCAGAUGUGACAAACCCUCCUCUGCCCUCUGCCCCAGUAUCCCUGGAGAGGAAGAGGCCAAGGAAGCCAUCUCACAAGGUCCUGGAAUGCACCAUAGAAGAAGUGUCACUCAGUCCUCCAAAGAAGAAGGAGUUGAAGAAGCAGAGUGGACAGACAGAGGAGAAGACAGAAGUCGGGGACACUCAGGAUAAGUCUGUCAAGAAAGAAGUGCCUGUAUCCAGUGUGACAACUCCAGAGAGCAUGGUUUCUCUGCAGGCGUCCUCUCCUGCCCGGCCCUCUAGCCCUACGGUGCUCCUCACCCCCAAGGAAGAGACCGAGAAGAUCAGUCCUGGGGUGGGAGGAGAGGGCCACACCAACGGAGAGAGAUCACCCAAACCUGAGGUGUUCUCUCCUGGUCUGAAUGACAGUUUCUCCCUACCCGGUGAAGGGUCCCUGGUCUCCAGCACUAAGAAGAACACAGCAGAGAAAGGAGGAGCUGCGUCCAUGAAGGAGAAUGUCUGUCAGGUGUGUGAGAGGACAGGUGAGCUGCUGCUGUGUGAGGGCCAGUGCUGUGGGGCGUUCCACCUGCAGUGUAUCAGCCUAUCAGAAGCCCCCAGAGGGAAGUUUAUCUGUAGUGAAUGCACUAUAGGGAUCCACACGUGCUUUGUGUGUAAGAAGUCUGGCGACGGUGUGAAGAGGUGCAUGGUGCCUGUAUGUGGGAAGUUCUACCACAACGAGUGUAUCCUGAAACACACACCCACCCAGCCCCAGAAUAAAGGGGUUCGCUGCUCCCUCCACGUCUGUCUGUCCUGCCACAUCACCAACCCCCUCAACUCCUGCACUUCUAAAAGUCGUCUGACCCGCUGCGUGCGUUGCCCUGUGGCGUACCACGCUAAUGACUACUGUAUGGCGGCGGGCAGCGUAGUCCUGGCCAACAACAGCUUCCUGUGUCCCAACCACUUCAUUCCCCGCAAGAACUACAAGAACCAUGAACACAUCAACGUCAGCUGGUGCUUUGUCUGCUCAGAAGGGGGCAGUCUGUUGUGCUGCGAGUCUUGUCCUGCUGCCUUCCACCAAGAAUGUCUGAACAUCGAGAUGCCCGAGGGGAGCUGGUUCUGCAACGACUGCAAGGCUGGGAAGAAACCACACUUCAAGGACAUCCUCUGGGUUAAAGUGGGAAGAUACAAGUGGUGGCCUGCGGAGGUGUGUCUUCCUAAGAACGUCCCAGAGAACAUCCUCCGUAUGAAACACGAGGUGGGGGAGUUCCCCGUUCAGUUCUUUGGUUCUAAGGACUACGCCUGGACUUACCAGGCCCGAGUCUUCCCUUACAUGGAGGGAGAUGCCAACAACAAGGACAAGAUGGGGAAGGGUUGUGACGCCAUCUACAAGAAAGCUCUGAAUGAAGCUGCUGAGCGGUUCAAAGCUCUUCAGGAUGAGAAGGAGAUGAGACAGCUUCAGGAGGACAGGAGGAACGACAAGAAACCUCCUCCCUACAGACACAUCAAGGUGAACCGACCAAUCGGCAAGGUCCAGAUCAUCACGGCGGACCUAUCGGAGGUGCCGCGCUGUAACUGCAAGGCGUCUGAUGAGAACCCGUGUGGCAUGGACUCAGAGUGUAUCAACCGCAUGUUGAUGUAUGAGUGCCACCCUCAGGUGUGUUUGGCAGGGGAGAGGUGUCUGAACCAGAGUUACACCAAGAGACAGUACACCCAGGUGGAGAUCUUCAGAACCUUAUCACGAGGCUGGGGGCUACGGGGCGUCUCCGACAUCAAGAAGGGUGCAUUUGUGAAUGAGUACGUGGGGGAGGUGAUAGACGAGGAGGAGUGCAGAGCCAGGAUCAAACAUGCUCAAGAGAACGACAUCUGUAACUUCUACAUGCUCACUCUGGACAAGGACCGGAUCAUAGACGCUGGACCCAAGGGGAACCAGGCGAGGUUCAUGAAUCACUGCUGCCAGCCCAACUGUGAGACCCAGAAGUGGACAGUAAACGGAGACACCAGGGUGGGGCUCUUUGCCCUGGAGGACAUCCCCAAAGGUGUGGAGCUGACCUUCAACUACAACCUGGAGUGUCUUGGUAACGGGAAGACCGUGUGUAAAUGUGGAGCGUCCAACUGCUCUGGGUUCCUGGGGGUUCGACCGAAGAACCAGCCAUCUAAAGCACGGGAAGGAAGGGAACUAAAGGAGGGCAAGAAGAAGGUUCUGGUGAAGAGGAAGCCUCAGCAGGAGGUGACGAAGGAGAGGGAGGACGAGUGUUUCAGCUGUGGGGACGGAGGACAGAUCGUGUCCUGUAAGAAGACAGGAUGUCCCAAGGUCUACCACGCAGACUGUCUCAACCUGGCCAAGAGACCUGCAGGCCGUUGGGAGUGUCCCUGGCACCAGUGUGACAUCUGCGGUCAUGAGGCAGCCUCCUUCUGUGAGAUGUGUCCCAGCUCCUUCUGCACGCAGCACCGUGAGGGCUUGCUCUUCAUCUCUAAGAUAGACGGGCGGCUCGCCUGCAACGAUCACGACCCCUGUGGACCCGAGCCCCUGGAACCCGGGGAGAUCAGGGAGUACGUACCUCCUGGGGGCAUGCCACUCCCCCACCUCCUCACCCACCCCCAGGGUCAGGUCCCACCCAGGCCUGGUUCCACCACUGCUGGUUCUAUCCCCUCCACAGUUGCCCCAGGCCUGGCCCAGGACUCGCUACUGCCCCCUACAGGGAGCCUGUUCCUCAACACCUCCCAGACCUCCAACACUUUCUCAUACGGACCCCCUAGCAGUCCCUACAUGUCUGAUAGUCAAAUACUGCACUUCUCCCCUCCUUCUCCCCCCUCCUCCUACAAGGACGAGAAAGAGGAGGAGGAUGGAGAGCUGGAAGACGGACAGGUGGGUGGGAUAGAAGAGGACGAGGAGGAGGAAGAAGGAGAGGAAGAAGAGGAAGGUGAGGACGAGGAGGAAGAAGAGGCAAUGGAGGUAUUUGAGGAGGAGGAGGAAGAAGAUGAGCAGUAUGAGGGCGGACUAGGAGAAGAGGAGGAGGAAGGGGGAGAUGUGUAUGAUACCUGGGGGGACUACAUGGAGGAGGAGCCAGAUGAUGAGGGGGAGGUAGAGGGAGAGGAGGAGGAGGAGUGGGGGAGGGUGGAGGACGAAGAGAAAUGAACUCCGUUUUCAUCCCUCCCCCUUGUCUUCCAUUCCUUCUUAGAUCUAUCCAUCUCUACGAAAAUACUGUUUCUAGCUCUCAUCUCACUAGAGUGACAUUCAGAUAGACAGACAAUGAGAGACAGAGAGAGAAAGACAGAGAGAGAGAGAGAGAGAGAGAUUGUCCUGGUGGUACCAAGUGAAUUGCGAAGCUGCCUUUGUGUUCAUACUGCAUAGCCUUCCUAUCCCCAGCACAGCACAGCAUAGCACAGUGUGGACUGGACUGGACUAACGUUGUGUAAGGGAUAGGAAGUGGUGCUAAUGGGCUGGGAGGACUGCUCUGGUCAGCCUCUGGUCCUUCCGUUGAUAUGUUAUUAGUGUCUGCUCUGGUCAGCCUCUGGUCCUUCUGUUGAUAUGUUAUUAGUGUCUGCUCUGGUCAGCCUCUGGUCCUUCUGUUGAUAUGUUAUUAGUGUCUGCUCUGGUCCUUCUGUUGAUAUGUUAUUAGUGUCUGGUGCUGUUUUUCUUCCUCUCAAAAAAGUUGUUUACAUUUUUGUUCUUGCUUAUUUUUUUUACAAUUGGAAAACAAAACAGGAUGGGCAACCUCACUCAGCCACACCCUGCCUAGACCGGCCAUGUUGCAAAAUACAAAUACAUGUUAUUCAGUCAUUUCAUCCACACUGCUUACACAUGGCAACUAACCUCUUUGAUUCCUAACUCUAAAAUAGAACUUGGUUAUAUUUGAGACACUCGAUGCGCUCCAAGUCCCACAUCUCUCAUAUCCUUUUUGGUUUUCAUGAAGAUACAACCCAACAUGGUUGAAAGGAGAAACCUGGAGAUAUUAAUGAAAGACAGCUAGGUUGCCCUUUUUAUCUGUGGAUUAUUGGUUGGAAUGGAGAGACACACAAUGGGACCACAUGCAUGGGCUCCUGAGUGGUGCAGCGGUCUGAGGCACUGCAUCUCAGUGCUAGAGGCGUCACUACAGACACCCUGGUUCCAAUCCAGUCUGUAUUACAUCCAGCCGUGAUUGGGAGUCCCAUAGGGCGGCGCACAAUUGGCCCAGCAUCGUCCGGGUUCGGCCGGUGUAGGCCGUCAUUGUAAAUAAGAAUUUGUUCUUAACUGACUUGCCUAGUUAAAUAAAGGUUACAUUUUCUUUUCUUUAACAAAAUGAUCAGGUAAAAUAACAACCCACUGUUCAUCUCCCAGGACAAACCGCUAACAGCAGCUAUCUAGCUUAUUGUCCAUGAAUGUUUCAUGUGUGUUUCAACCUGGCCCCAAAUGAAUAUAGUUGGAUCACAGUUGGUUUUGUUAUUUUAACCUGUGUGUCAUGGCGUCUAGUUCGAAUAGACAAAAUCAACACACGCAGAGUCAGUGUAGCCAUGGCGUUAGAUUUAGGAGCUCGACCAGUUAUCAAGAAUAAUCAACGAUAUGCUCUCAAUGAUCACUGAUUUUAAAAAGCCAUAACCAACUACUGGUUUGGACUUAUAACAUUGUUACAAAUCAGCCCAAUGUUGAAAUCUAAAGUGCAUCUCUCGUGAACGGUGAAGAAAACCCUUUUUGUCUACUGCAAAAGAUUGUUGAUAAAACUCUCAAAAUCCCUGAUUUUAAGAUCACAGAUUGUUUGUUCAUUACAUUAAGAUGUUUAUGGCUGGACAAACAGAAACAUUCCAAGAGUUCAGAACAUCACUCCUGUUAGUUGUGCGCACAUCAAUGUUUUGACCUUCAUUUAUGGCUUGUGUUACUGUUCCAUCCACAGAAUUAGAAGGAAAUGAAACACAUUCUAGUUCUAUGAUUCCAUCAUUAAAAGUCAUUCAACAGUCA
Molecule: messenger RNA, 9356 nt
Organism: Oncorhynchus kisutch (coho salmon)
Lineage: Eukaryota; Metazoa; Chordata; Actinopteri; Salmoniformes; Salmonidae
Product: histone-lysine N-methyltransferase, H3 lysine-36 and H4 lysine-20 specific
Exons: 20
Coding region: 696-7559 (2287 amino acids)
Cellular component (GO): nucleus
Molecular function (GO): protein binding; histone methyltransferase activity
Source: RefSeq, a predicted model, not a curated record